Plasmopara halstedii is the source of this 195-nucleotide messenger RNA. RefSeq lists its product as uncharacterized. NCBI's taxonomy places the organism in Eukaryota, Oomycota, Peronosporomycetes, Peronosporales, Peronosporaceae. Bases 1 to 195 code for a protein of 64 amino acids. The record is from RefSeq and is a predicted model, not a curated record. The transcript is spliced from 2 exons.
AUGAGCGCUCGUCCUCACCACUGGACAGGCUGCGUACUCCGUGCUUACUCACUAGUCACAAUUCCCGCCGCAGGAUACACAGCAAGAUUCGACUUGUUGGCCAAAAAUCGGCGCAAUGAUGGAUUUGACACUUCAGAAGCCGCCCCCCGCCGUAGCGGAGAUCUUAGGCACCUGUACAGGGUACGUUACACCUAG